AUGGAGGGCCUCGAGGCGCUCGAGGUCAUCUCGCUGGUGGCCAAGGUCGCCUCCGAGAUGGAGAACCACGUCGGCAUGAACGACCGCGAUGUGGCCGAGUUCAUCAUUGCCCAGCGCCUUGCCAGCGACAGCUUUCGCGCCUUCAAGAAGAAGCUCGUCGAGCUCAACGUCGACUUCCCGCCCAGCCUCGUCGAGAGCAUCGACCGUCUGGUGUGCACGCUGCAUCCGGAGAUGCGCAACCGACCCCAGAAAGACGCGAAAGACGGCAGCGAUGCCAAACUUGCUGGACCGGGCGGCAAGUCAAGCAAGAAGCGGUCCGACAAGGACAACAUCUUCAAAGGCCUGUCCCUGCCGGACAAGCAGGUCGAGGCGGACGAUCCGGACGAUGACACGCACGAAGCAGACGAGAUCGACGACGCUCUGGCGCUGCUCGAAGGCCUGGCCAGCCACGCGCCGAAACCGGACAAAACGACGGCCAACCUCACCUCCACCGCCGCAAAGGACAGAGAACGCAAGAGGACACGAGACAGCACAAGCCCCCGGGGCCGCAACGGCCGUGACCGCAAGUCUCGGUACCGGUCACGUUCGCCGUCGCAGUCGCGCUCACGAUCGAGGGGCCGCAAGCGAGGCGGCGGGCGCUACGGAUACGAGGACGCCGACGACGAGUACGACAACUACGGCAGCAGUCGCAACGCAAACGGCAAGCGAGAGCGGGAGCGAGAGCGACACGGAGGACGUGAAAAUGGAUGGGACGACCGACAGGACCGCGGCGGCCGCGACCGAUAUGAUCAUCACAACAGCCACCACGACAGCGGCCCGCUCGACGACACACCCGAGCUCGGCAAGACAUACGACGGCCACGUCACGGGCAUCAAGGACUUUGGCGUCUUUGUCAACAUCCACGGCGUUCGUGGCAAGGUGGACGGUCUGGUGCACGUGUCCGCCCUCGUCGAGGGCCAGCGCGUCGACCAUCCCUCGGACGUCGUGUCCAUGGGCCAGCCCGUCAAGGUCAAGGUGGUCAAGGUGGAGGACCGCCGCGUCGGCCUGUCCAUGAAGGAGGUCGACCAGGCGUCGGGCGAGGACCUCAAUACGGCACCCCAGGACAUGUUCCAGUCGGGCGCCAACAUGGAGGCGCUGGGCGUGCGUGGCGGCGCGCGCAUCAGCAGCUCGACGCUCCUGGAUAUGGACGGCAACCACGCCGGUGGCGCCGCCGGCGGUGGUGCAGCGGCUGCCGCUGCGGCCAACCGCCGUGGCAAGAAGCGCAUGACGUCGCCCGAGCGCUGGGAGAUCCGGCAGCUGAUUGCCAGCGGCGUCGCCAAGGCGUCCGACUACCCGGACCUCGAGGAGGACUACAACGCGACGCUCAAGGGCGAGGGCACCAUCGAGCUCGAGGAGGACGUCGACAUUGAAAUUCGCGACGAAGAGCCGCCCUUCCUGGCCGGCCAGACCAAGCUCUCGCUCGAGCUGUCGCCCAUCCGCGUCGUCAAGGCGCCCGACGGCUCCCUCAACCGCGCCGCCAUGGCGGGCGCCGUGCUGGCCAAGGAGCGCAAAGAGCUGCGGCAGCAAGAAGCCGACGCGGCCAAGGCCGAACGGGACAAGGAGAAAGUGGACCUGACGUCGCAGUGGCACGACCCCAUGGCCAACCCGGAGCAGCGCAAGUUUGCCAAUGACGCGCGUGCCGCCCACGGCGGUCGUGGCGGUGCCGGCGGGGUCGCUGGCGGUGGCAGCGGCGGCGGUGCUGGUGGCGGUGGCGGGGGCCCGGGCGGGUUUGAGCCGGUGCCCGAGUGGAAGCGCAUCAUCCAGAACAAGGACCAGUCGUUUGGCAAGCGCACCGACCUCAGCAUGAAGGAGCAGCGCGAGUCGCUGCCCAUCUACUCGUUCCGCUCGCAGCUCAUCCAGGCCGUCCGGGACAACCAGAUCCUGAUUGUCAUUGGCGAGACCGGCUCCGGCAAGACGACCCAGCUCACGCAGUACCUGGCCGAGGCCGGCUUCACCAGCGGCGGCAAGAUGGUCGGCUGCACACAGCCGCGGCGUGUGGCCGCCAUGAGCGUGGCCAAGCGUGUGUCCGAAGAGGUCGGCUGCCCGCUCGGCGAGGAGGUCGGCUACACCAUUCGGUUUGAGGACUUGACGAGCCCGGCGACGCGCAUCAAGUACAUGACGGAUGGUAUGCUGCAGCGUGAGAUUCUGCUCGACCCGGAGCUGAAGCGGUAUUCGGUGAUUAUGCUCGACGAAGCCCACGAGCGGACGAUUGCCACCGAUGUUUUGUUUGGUCUUUUGAAGAAGACGGUAAAGCGGCGACCGGAUCUCAAGGUCAUUGCCACGUCUGCGACGCUGGAUGCCGAGAAGUUCUCGACCUUCUUCAACGGUGCUCCAAUUUUCACAAUCCCGGGUCGGACGUUCCCCGUCGAGAUUCUGUACUCUCGCGAGCCCGAGUCCGACUACCUCGACGCCACCCUGGAGACGGUGAUGCAGAUCCAUCUCACCGAGCCCGCGGGCGACAUCCUAGUCUUCCUGACGGGCCAAGAAGAAAUCGAUACCAGCUGCGAGAUUCUAUAUGAGCGCAUGAAGGGUCUCGGUGCUGCUGUGCCUGAGCUCGUCAUCCUCCCCGUCUACUCGGCACUGCCCAACGAGGUGCAGUCCAAGAUUUUCGAGCCGGCACCCCCGGGCGGCCGCAAGGUCAUCAUCGCCACCAACAUUGCCGAAACGAGUCUGACGAUUGACGGCAUCUACUACGUCGUCGACCCGGGCUUCGUCAAGCAGAACGCCUACGACCCCAAGCUCGGCAUGGACUCGCUGGUCGUCACGCCCAUCUCGCAGGCCCAGGCCAACCAGCGUGCCGGCCGUGCCGGGCGCACGGGUCCCGGCAAGUGCUUCCGGCUGUACACGGAGGCGGCGUACCAGACGGAGAUGCUGCCGACGACGAUUCCCGAAAUCCAGCGCAAGAACCUGAGCAACACCAUUCUGAUUUUGAAGGCCAUGGGCAUCAACGACCUGCUGCACUUUGACUUUAUGGACCCGCCGCCGAUCAACACGAUGCUGUCGGCGCUCGAAGAGCUGUACGCGCUGUCGGCGCUCGACGACGAAGGCCUCCUCACCAAGCUCGGCCGCAAGAUGGCCGACUUCCCCAUGGACCCGACGUCGUCCAAGGCGCUGAUCGCGUCGGUCGAGCUGGGCUGCAGCGACGAGAUGCUGAGCAUCAUGGGCAUGAUUGCGCAGCCCAAGGGCGUGUGGUACCGGCCCAAGGACAAGCAGCAGCAGGCGGACGCCAAGAAGGCCAAGUUCAACGACCCGCACGGCGACCACCUGACCAUGCUCAACGUGUACAACAGCUGGAAGCGCGCGCGCUUCAGCAAGCCGUGGUGCCAGGAGCAUUUCCUGCAGUACCGCGUGCUGACGCGCGCCAAGGACGUGCGCACCCAGCUCGAGCGCAUCAUGGAGCGCUACAAGCACCGCAUCGUGUCGUGCGGCACGCACACCGACCGCGUGCGCCAGGCGCUGUGCGCGGGCUUCUUCCGCAACGCGUCGCGCAAGGAUCCGCACGAGGGCUUCAAGACGCUGAUUGAGGGGACGCCCGUCUACCUGCACCCGUCGAGCGCGCUGUUUGGCAAGCAGGCCGAGUGGGUCAUUUACGACACGCUGGUGCUCACGACCAAGGAAUACAUGCAGUGCACGACGGCCAUUGACGCCAAGUGGCUCGUGGACGCGGCGCCGACCUUCUUCAAGCUGUCGCCGAGCGACCGGCUCAGCCGGCGCCGGCGCGCAGAGCGGAUCCAGCCGCUGUACAACAAGUUCCAGACGGAAGAGGACUGGCGGAUCAGUGCGCAGAAGCGCGGCGGCCGCUCGGGCGGCGGCGGCGGGACGUGGGGUUAG
Messenger RNA from Sporothrix brasiliensis 5110, 3870 nucleotides. Its product is annotated as ATP-dependent RNA helicase DHX8/PRP22. The transcript has 2 exons. Gene Ontology annotation, biological process: spliceosomal complex disassembly. The record is from RefSeq and is a predicted model, not a curated record. Gene Ontology annotation, cellular component: intracellular anatomical structure; catalytic step 2 spliceosome. The coding region runs from base 1 to 3870 and encodes 1289 amino acids. NCBI's taxonomy places the organism in Eukaryota, Fungi, Ascomycota, Sordariomycetes, Ophiostomatales, Ophiostomataceae. Gene Ontology annotation, molecular function: RNA binding; ATP binding.